AUGUACAGGUUUUUAGGACUUGGUACACACCCCAACGAUGAUCAAAACAAAAUACAUGUUUUGGGCAGACAAUAUGAUCCUAUAAAGACUCAAGAAACAGAGGGGAAGGAUCUGGACUUGAAUAGCCGUUUCCAGCAGGUACUGGACAGCAUUAAAGAUGGAAACAAAAAAUCCACUACCUAUUCGCAAUCGUUCAUUGAUGAUGUUUAUUCCAAGAUUUGGCUGACUUAUAGAGCCGGAUUCCCUCCGAUAGCUAGAGACAAGGAUUCCCCCACGUUUACGCUGGGAGCCUUACUACGUGGUCAAUUUGAUUUUAACGAAAUAGGCUUCACCUCUGACGCCGGUUGGGGUUGCAUGAUAAGGACGUCACAGAGCCUUUUGGCCAACGCUCUUCUUUUCCUACAUUUAGGGCGAGAUUGGGUUUUCAAAGCCAAAGACCCCGCUAAUGUCGAACACGAUAGGAUUAUCUCAUGGUUUGUGGAUAUUCCCGAUGAACCGUUCUCUAUCCACAAUUUUGUUCAGCAGGGCAUCAAAUGUUGCGAUAAAAAACCUGGGGAAUGGUUUGGCCCUAGUGCCGCCUCAAGAGCGAUAAAGAAUUUGUGCAAAGAGUAUCCUCCUUGUGGGCUCAGGGUUUAUUUUAGUUCCGACUGUGGUGAUGUCUAUGACACCGAAGUUAGAGAAUUGGCCUAUGGCGACUCCGAUACAUUUACUCCAAUUUUGGUUUUGCUAGGAAUAAGGCUGGGGGUAGAAAAAGUGAACCCUGUAUAUUGGGAUUCACUGAGAGAAUGUCUCUCCUUAAAGCAAUCAGUGGGAAUUGCCGGAGGAAGACCUUGUUCCUCGCAUUACUUCUACGGGUUUCAAGGAGAUUACCUUUUUUAUCUAGAUCCCCACCUUCCCCAAAAAGCUUUAACAUUUGGAAGCACGGAGAAACCCGUUCAUAGGCUGCAAACCAAGAAAACUGACGAAAAUGCUGCUGGACAGUACCCGGUAUCAAAUACUGAUUCAAAUAAUGAAACAAACCAUGAUGACUGCUAUGAAAGCAAGUUAGACAACAGCAAGUACGUUGAAAUUCUUUCGUGUCUUGAUGUCAAAUCAGUCCACACACCAAAAGUGACAAAGCUGCAUUUAUCCCACAUGGAUCCCUCAAUGUUGAUUGGGUUUUUAAUCACCAGUGAGGAUGAUUUCAACGAUUGGAAAGAAAAUAUUGGGAAGAAAGAUCCCUCUCACAAAAUUGUUCAUAUUACUGAAACAAAAGUCUCAGAAUCGACAUCAAACUUUCAAUUCAACAGCCUUCGCAGCAAUUCGAUUGCAGAUUACGAUAAUUGCAGUGGCGAAGAUUGCGAUAGCGCAGCGAUUGCAAGCGAUAGUGACGAUUUUGUUGAUCUUGCUGCUGAUUUUGCUGUUACUGGUCUUGAACCCAGAACUCAUACAGGGGUCGAUGACGAAACUAGCUCGGAUUAUGUCCAACACUUCCCGAUUCGAAGGUUUUCGCAACCAGUCAUUGUAUCCAGAGAAGAUGUAGUUCCUACACUUUCGGAGGAUAAUGGAGUAAUUGCCCUAGAUGAUAAGAUGUCUGGGAUUUCUGUAGGUAGGUAG
Molecule: messenger RNA, 1596 nt
Organism: Komagataella phaffii GS115
Lineage: Eukaryota; Fungi; Ascomycota; Pichiomycetes; Pichiales; Pichiaceae
Product: Conserved cysteine protease required for autophagy
Exons: 1
Coding region: 1-1596 (531 amino acids)
Molecular function (GO): protein-phosphatidylethanolamide deconjugating activity
Source: RefSeq, a predicted model, not a curated record